AUGGCUCAGAAAAGAAACGUGACGUUUGCGCAGGAAUUUGCGGCCGGAGCGGGAGCGGGUGUUUCGGAGGUACCCCCUGGACGUCGUCAAGACCAGGCUCUGCAGCGGUCAAAGAGCCUCUCGGCGGAGUCGUACCGGGGUGUGAUGGACUGCUUCGCGAAGAUCAUCAGACAUGAAGGAGCAGUCAAAUUCUCGUCCAACGACAUCUUCACCAGACAAUACCUGAGCUUCCUCGGCGCCCCGGAAAUCAAUCAGACCGUAGCGCUCCUCGCCGGCUCGAGCGCCGGCGCCGUGGAAGCCGUGGUGGUGACGCCGUUCGAGCUCGUCAAGGUCCGACUGCAAGACCCCUCUGUUGCGAGCAGAUACAAGUCCGUGACGCGGUGCGUAGCCCACGUCGUCAAGAGCGAGGGCGUCCUCGUGCUGUACCAAGGCUUCGAGAGCACCCUGUGGCGCCACAUCGUCUGGAACGCCGGGUACUUUGGGAGUAUCUUCAAAGUCAAGGCGGCGCUGCCCACGCCCUCAACGGACAUCGAGAAGACCCUCACGAACUUCGUCACCGGCGCAAUCGGCGGCAGUUUGGGCACCGUGCUCAACACGCCCCUGGACGUGGUCAAGACGAGGAUCCAGGCGUCGACCCGGACAAAUGGUGCCGUGGCAAAAUAUAACUGGGUCUUUCCGGCGUUGAUCACAGUGGCGCGCGAAGAGGGUGUUCGCGGUCUGUAUAAAGGCCUGACUGCGAAGCUUCUGCGGUUCUGUCCCGGAGGAGGUAUCUUGUUGGUAGCGCACAGUCAGAUUCUGAACAUGUUUGAGGCGUCGAACAAUGCGAGGACGUUGAAGCAGGAUCUGUGA
Fonsecaea nubica is the source of this 849-nucleotide messenger RNA. RefSeq lists its product as hypothetical. The transcript is spliced from 5 exons. The record is from RefSeq and is a predicted model, not a curated record. Bases 1 to 849 code for a protein of 282 amino acids. Lineage: Eukaryota; Fungi; Ascomycota; Eurotiomycetes; Chaetothyriales; Herpotrichiellaceae.